AUGGUGUUUCGUGAGAGGUAUAAUUAUGCAUUAAGUUGAACAUUUUGGUUUUGAACAGCAGGGUCUCCCACAAAGUCUUUUGUAAAAAAUGAAGAAAAUGAUAGCUCUUGGAUUUGAGGGUUCAGCCAACAAAAUUGGUGUUGGAGUUGUAACCUUAGAUGGCACUAUUCUGUCAAACCCACGCCACACUUACAUUACCCCUCCUGGCCAAGGCUUCCUUCCCCGAGAAACUGCCCAACACCAUCUGCAGCAUGUACUUCCACUUGUCAAAUCCGCUUUGGAAACUGCCCAAAUAACUCCGGAAGAAAUUGAUUGUCUCUGCUACACCAAGGGUCCUGGAAUGGGAGCCCCUCUUCAAGUUUCUGCUGUUGUUGUCCGGGUUCUUUCCCAGCUGUGGAAGAAGCCCAUUGUUGCCGUUAAUCACUGUGUUGCACAUAUUGAGAUGGGACGUAUUGUGACUGGAGCAGAUGAUCCUGUUGUGUUAUAUGUUAGUGGUGGGAAUACACAAGUAAUUGCAUAUAGUGAAGGGAGGUAUCGAAUCUUUGGAGAGACUAUCGAUAUUGCUGUUGGGAAUUGCUUAGACCGAUUUGCAAGAGUUUUAACACUCUCCAAUGAUCCAAGCCCUGGAUAUAACAUUGAGCAG
Messenger RNA from Morus notabilis, 643 nucleotides. RefSeq names its product probable tRNA N6-adenosine threonylcarbamoyltransferase. The annotation marks the transcript as partial. Lineage: Eukaryota; Viridiplantae; Streptophyta; Magnoliopsida; Rosales; Moraceae. The transcript has a single exon. The record is from RefSeq and is a predicted model, not a curated record. Gene Ontology annotation, cellular component: cytoplasm; EKC/KEOPS complex.